AUGAAGCUUCUCACCAUCUCGGCCGUGGCUUACUUGGCUGCGCAGGCUGCAGGUGCUGCGAUCAGUCAUAAGUUUGAUGGGUUUUCAAUCCGGGAACAUCCGGAUCCUGUCAAACGAGCUCAGCUGCAGAAAUAUGUGACGUGGGAUGAACACUCACUAUUCAUUAAUGGCGAGCGAUUGAUGAUCUUCAGUGGUGAAGUUCAUCCAUACCGAUUGCCUGUUCCUUCUCUCUGGAUUGAUAUCUUCCAGAAGGUCAAGGCCUUGGGCUUCAACUGUGUCUCAUUCUAUGUUGACUGGGCCUUGCUAGAGGGCAAACCGGGCCAUUACACCGCCGAGGGAAUUUUCGAUCUCGAGAAGUUUUUUGAUGCAGCCAAAGAGGCUGGUAUCUACCUGUUGGCCCGCCCUGGCCCUUAUAUCAAUGCGGAGGUUUCUGGUGGUGGUUUUCCAGGCUGGCUGCAACGGGUCAAUGCUACCCUGCGGACUAGUGAAGAAGCUUACUUGAAAUCUACUGAUAACUAUGUGGCCAACGUUGCUGCAACCAUUGCAAAAGGCCAAAUUACCAAUGGUGGACCCAUCAUUCUCUACCAGCCCGAGAAUGAAUAUUCUGGUGCUUGCUGCGGUGUGGACAACUUCCCUGAUGGGGCCUACAUGCAGUACGUUGAAGACCAGGCUCGUAAUGCCGGUGUUGUGGUCCCUUUCAUCAGCAAUGACGCCGGUGCUGAAGGCCACAAUGCGCCAGGCACGGGUACGGGAGCUGUCGACAUUUAUGGCCACGACAGCUAUCCUCUUGGGUUUGACUGUGCCAACCCUGCAACUUGGCCAAGUGGAUACCUCCCUACCAAUUUCCGCACUCUUCAUGAGGAACAGAGCCCAAAUACUCCGUAUUCAUUGGUUGAGUUCCAAGGAGGAGCCUUCGACCCUUGGGGAGGAAAUGGCUUCGAUGCUUGCGCGCACCUUUUGAACCACGAGUUUGAGAGAGUUUUCUACAAGAACGACUUCAGUUUCGGGGUGGCUUUUCUGAACUUGUAUAUGAUUUUCGGCGGUACCAACUGGGGCAACCUGGGUCACCCUGGCGGAUAUACCUCCUACGACUAUGGAUCAGCUAUCACCGAAUCUCGCAAUAUUACCCGUGAGAAAUAUAGCGAGCUAAAACUGCUUGGUAAUUUUGCCAAGGUGUCUCCUUCUUACCUUCUAACCACACCUGGUAGUCUAACUACCUCAACAUAUACUACAAAUUCGGACCUGGCUGUGACUCCUCUCUUGGGAAGCAAUAGCUCAGUCUCUUCGUACUUUGUGAUCCGCCAUUCCGAUUAUUCAAGCGAAGACUCGGCCACCUACAAGCUGAAUCUUCCCACCAGUGCUGGCCAACUCACUAUCCCCCAGCUGGGAGGCAGCCUCACUCUUAGUGGCCGUGACUCUAAGAUCCAUGUUGUUGACUACGAUGUGGCUGGUACCAACAUUCUUUACUCGACCGCCGAGGUCUUCACGUGGAAGAAGUUUGCGGACGAGAAGGUUCUUGUCUUGUAUGGUGGUCCCGGGGAACACCACGAGCUUGCUGUCUCUCGUGGAUCAAGCAGCUCUGUCAUCGAAGGGCCAUCAUCCGGCAUCUCGUCUAAGAAAGUAGGCAACGCAAUUGUCAUUGGCUGGGAUGUCUCGACUACUCGUCGCAUCGUCAAGGUUGGGGAUCUGAAGAUCUUGCUUCUUGAUCGUAAUUCGGCCUAUAAUUACUGGACACCAGAGGUCUCCACAGACGGCACUACUACUCCUGGUUUCAGCUCCGAAAAGACUACUGCUUCUUCUAUCAUUGUGAAGGCAGGUUAUCUUGUACGAAAUGCAUACCUCAAGGGUAGCGACCUUCACAUCCAGGCCGAUUUCAACGCUACUACUUCCGUUGAGGUGAUCGGUGCUCCGUCCGCUGCGAAGAACCUGUUCAUCAAUGGAGACAAAACAAAGUCCACUAUUGAUAAGAAUGGAAUCUGGUCGGCUAGUAUCAAGUAUACUGCACCAAAGAUCUCACUCCCAAGCUUGAAGGGCUUGAAAUGGAAGUCCAUUGAUACGCUUCCCGAAAUCAAGAAUACAUAUGACGACUCUGCCUGGACUAAAGCCAACCAACCCUAUACCAAAAACAGUGUGAACUCGCUCAGGACACCCACCUCACUAUUCUCCUCAGACUAUGGCUUCCAUACUGGCACUCUUAUUUACAGAGGUCACUUUACCGCCAAUGGCAAGGAGGACUCAUUCUCCAUCGAGACCCAAGGCGGUACUGCUUUCGGUAGCUCGGUUUGGAUCGAUGAGACAUAUGUUGGUUCCUGGAGCGGAAUCAGCAUUGAUAGCGACUACAAUGCCACCUAUACACUGCCCACUUUGCAGUCCGGCAAGAGCUACGUUAUCACUGUGGUCAUUGACAACAUGGGCCUGGACGAGGACUGGACCGUGGGCUCCGAGGAGAUGAAGGAUCCCCGCGGCAUCCUCUCCUACACGCUAUCCGGCCAUGACGCUAGCGCCGUUUCUUGGAAGCUUACCGGUAACCUGGGCGGUGAGGACUAUCAGGACAGCGUUCGUGGUCCGCUGAACGAGGGCGGCUUAUACGCUGAGCGUCAAGGCUUCCACCAGCCGCAGCCUCCAGCCCAAAAAUGGGACUCGAGCAGCCCUUUCACUGGUCUUUCCAAGCCAGGUAUCCGCUUCUAUAGCGCAAGCUUUGACCUUGACCUGCCCCAGGGUUGGGAUGUCCCUCUGUUCUUUACUUUCGGGAACAGCACCUCGCCACCGUCGGCAUACCGGGUCCAGCUGUACGUCAAUGGAUACCAAUAUGGCAAGUACGUGAACAACAUUGGUCCGCAGUCGGCCUACCCCGUGCCUGAGGGCAUUCUGAAUUAUCAGGGCACUAACUGGCUGGCGCUGAGUUUGUGGGCCCUGGAGGAAGAUGGCGCUAAGGUGGAGGACCUGGAGUUGAUCAAUACGACUCCCGUUCUGACUUCUUUGGGCGAUGUCGAGUCGGUUGACCAGCCCAAAUACAAGGCGCGUCGUGGCGCAUAUUAA
Messenger RNA from Penicillium macrosclerotiorum, 3039 nucleotides. RefSeq names its product glycoside hydrolase family 35 protein. Gene Ontology annotation, molecular function: beta-galactosidase activity. Gene Ontology annotation, cellular component: vacuole. The transcript has 7 exons. Gene Ontology annotation, biological process: carbohydrate metabolic process. NCBI's taxonomy places the organism in Eukaryota, Fungi, Ascomycota, Eurotiomycetes, Eurotiales, Aspergillaceae. The record is from RefSeq and is a predicted model, not a curated record. The coding region runs from base 1 to 3039 and encodes 1012 amino acids.